AUGGCGACCUGCUUGCAGAAGAUCGCUGUAGAGGAAUUUGGGGUGACUAAGGGAAGUAGAAGGGAAGCUAAGGAUACCUGGUGGUGGAACGAUGAGGUCCAGAAGGUUAUUAAGGAGAAGAAGGACUGUUUCAGAUGCCUAUAUCUGGAUAGGAGCGCAGCAAACAUGGAAAAGUACAAGGUGGCGAAGAAGGCUGCAAAGCGGGCGGUGAGUGAAGCAAGGGGUCGGGCGUAUGAGGACCUCUACCAACGUUUAAACACUAAGGAAGGCGAAAGGGACAUCUAUAAGAUGGCCAAGUUUAGGGAGAGGAAAAUGAAGGAUGUCAACAAAGUCAAAUGCAUCAAGGACAGAGAGGAUCAACUUCUUGUGAAGGAUGAGGCGAUCAAGCGUAGAUGGCAGGAGUACUUUGACAACCUUUACAAUGGAGAGGUUGAGAGCUCUAGCAUUGAGCUAGAUGACUCCUUUGAUGAUACCAACAUGUGCUUUGUGCGACGUAUCCAGGAGUCUGAGGUUAAGGAGGCAUUAAGAAGGAUGAAAGGAGGCAAGGCGAUUUGUCCUGAUGGUAUCCCCAUCGAGGCAUGGAGAAGCCUUGGAGACAUAGCGAUAGUAUGGCUAACUAAGCUUUUCAACCUCAUUUUUCGGUCAAACAAGAUUCCCGAAGAAUGGAGGUGA
Lolium perenne is the source of this 672-nucleotide messenger RNA. RefSeq lists its product as uncharacterized. The record is from RefSeq and is a predicted model, not a curated record. NCBI's taxonomy places the organism in Eukaryota, Viridiplantae, Streptophyta, Magnoliopsida, Poales, Poaceae.